Acaulospora morrowiae is the source of this 819-nucleotide messenger RNA. The record is from the annotation of a GenBank genome assembly. Lineage: Eukaryota; Fungi; Glomeromycota; Glomeromycetes; Diversisporales; Acaulosporaceae.
AUGAGCACCAGGGAUGAGUUUAAAGAGUUGGAUUCAUUGAAUGAAUAUCGGGUGAAAUCCAUAAACAGCGCCUAUUAUAUCAAAGAGUUUAUUGAUGCACAGGAGGAGCAGAAUAUCUUGGAUAAAAUCUAUUCAGCACCUAAACCAAAAUGGGUCACGUUGAAAAAUAGAAGAUUACAAAAUUGGGGCGGAAUCCCAACAGAGCGAGGAAUGCUCUCCGAACCGUUACCCUCAUGGCUGACUAACACCAUAUUUCCGAGGUUUACUAAACUUAAUAUAUUUUCCGAAUGCGAAAAAUUCCAUUUACCAAAUCAUUGUUUGAUCAACGAGUAUCUUUCUGGUCAAGGGAUUAUGCCUCACGAAGAUGGACCAUUCUACUUUCCAACAAUAGCCACUGUUUCUUUAAAAUCACAUACAAUACUAUGUUUUCAUAAGCACAUCGACGCUUCAUCAUCAACAAAUCAGCCCGGUGUUAAUUACGACACUCCUGAAUUUUCGCUACUGCUCGAACCUCGGAGUCUUCUAAUUCUAAAGCAUGACUUAUACAAAAAAUACCUCCACGGAAUUCAGGAAAGGAAAACCGAUAAUCUGGUAGAAUCAAAUGUUAUGAAUCUUGAACUUACUGAGUAUUAUCAACAAAGGCUGCAAAAGCGAGGAAGACAAAAGAACAUUAUAACUAGUAAUGAAGAUGAAAAUAAUGAAAAAGAUAUAGAUACGGAUGAUGGAGACACUCUGUUAUUAGAAAGAGAUACACGGAUUAGUUUAACAUUUAGAAUAGUGGAAAAGGUUAUGAAAGCCAGGAUUUUUGGUAAGAAGUGA